AUGUCGGAAAAUAUUAAUAAUAGUAAUAAUAAUAAUGAUAAUGGGACAAAUUCUGAGGUAAUGAAUGAAACAGGUGUUCAUGUAUAUUGCCGUGUAAGACCUCCUAACGAAGCAGAAAGAACAAAUGGCAAUGGAAUUUUAUGUGUAAGUGUAAGAUCAGAGCAAUGUAUUGAAAUAACAACAACUUCAGCAGAUUUAAAAGGUGAGAAUGAUCCAAAGGAACGUACUUUUUAUUUAGAUCAUAUAUUUCCAAUGGAUACUACACAAAGUUAUGUAUAUAAAACCGCUGCAAAACCAAUUGUUGAUCAAUUAUUUAAAGGUAUUAAUGGAACAGUCUUAGCAUAUGGUCAAACAUCAAGUGGUAAAACAUUUACUAUGGAAGGUGUUAUAGGGGAUAAUGAAAAGAUGGGAGUAAUUCCAAGGAUGGUACAUGAUGUUUUUGGUAUGAUAAGUAAUGCAGAAGAACAUAUUGAAUUUCAAUUGAAAGUAUCAAUUUGUGAAGUAUAUAUGGAGCGUAUACGUGAUCUAUUAGAUACUAGUGGUACGAAAAAUAAUUUAAGGAUACAUGAAGAUAAAAUACAUGGUAUAUAUGUUAAAGAUUUAAGUGAAUAUUAUGUAACAUCUCCUGAAGAAGUAUUUGAAUUAAUGGCUUUAGGUCAUAAACAUAGAGCAGUUGCUUCAACUAAUAUGAAUUCAUAUUCAUCAAGAUCUCAUUUAAUAUUUAUGUUGCAAUUACAACAAAAGAAUGUUUUUGAUUCAAGUGUAAAAGUUGGUAGGCUUUUUUUAGUAGAUUUAGCAGGAUCAGAAAAAAUAAGUAAGACUGGUGCAGAGGGUCUUACAUUAGAUGAAGCAAAAACAAUUAAUAAAUCAUUAAGUUGUCUUGGAAAUGUAAUAAAUGCUUUAACUGAUAAUAGUAAAAAUUAUAUUCCAUAUAGGGAUUCUAAAUUAACAAGGAUUUUACAAAAUUCAUUAGGUGGGAAUUCUUUAACUGCAUUAAUUGUAACUUGUUCUCCUAGUGUAGUUAAUGAAGCAGAAACAAUUGGAACAUUAAGAUUUGGAAUAAGAGCAAAGAUGGUAAAGAAUAUACCAAAGGUUAAUCAACAAUAUUCUGUUGAACAAUUACAAAUAUUAUUAUCUGCAGCACAGAAGAAAUUAUCUGAGAGAGACACAUAUAUUACUUUACUUGAAUCUGAAAUAAAACGACUUGGUGGAGAAAUUCCAAAUCCUAAAGAAAUAGAUAAUAAUUUAGAUAUUGAAUCCUCUAAUAAAGAUGAUGAUUUAAAUAAAUUUAAAUUAAGAAGUACAGGUGAAGAUGAUGGGAUUGACUCUUCUAGUGAAUUAGAUGAACUGGAUGAAGCAAGACAACAGUUAAAACAAAAGAGUGAAGAGAUUAGUCAAUUACAGCAAAAAUUGAGUGAAAUAUCAGAUAUUAUUAAGCAGAUUAGUGAUGAUAAAGAGAAUUUGAAUAUGAAGUUAAAUGAUAUUACAAAUGAAUUGAAUCAAUCAAAAUAUCAACAACAAGAUCAAAAUGAAAAGAUACAACAAUUACAAUUAACAAAUAAAUCUCUUGUAAAUGAUUUAGAACAAUCACAUAUCCAGAGACAAAAACUUGAACAACAGAUAGAUUCAUUAAAGGCAUGUACAACAAUAUCUUCUAAUAAUGAGGAUUUAACAAAUAAAUUAUCUAAUUCAGAUUUGGAUAAUGUAUCUAAUAUGAAAAGUAAUUGUAUUUUAAACUUAACAUCUAAUAAUGAACAUAAUUCAAGUUUAACUCAAACUUUAAAAGAUGAGAUUAGCUUAUUACGUCAACACUUAUUAACAAAUUGUAUAGAUGAAGAUGAGAAAAAAGAAAGAACUAUAUUAUUAAAUGCAAUUGAUGAAAAUAUAGCUAAGAUUGCUCAUUUAGAAAAUAAAUUGGAUGAAAACCAGAAAUUAAUAAAGAGGGCUGAUGUAAAUGAUCAAGAUACAAAAGAUAUGUUGCAAAAAAUGUCACAAUUAGAUACAAGUAUGGAACAUUUAAGUCAAUUAUAUCAAAAACUUGUUGAACAAAAUUUAACACUUAAAUCACAAGGAAAAUUGUAUGAAAGAAGAUUAAGAAGGAAAGAAGAACGAAUAAAUCAAUUAGAGAAAUCUCUUAUUGAUGCUAAAGCAAAGUAUACAAGAUUGAUUUCUCAAUGUAACUCAUUAACAAAAACUAUUGAGAACAUUUCUAAAUUACGUCCUAUUUUUGCAAAGCUUGCUCCUCCAAAUAUUGUAAGAGGUAUUCAAGGUGGUGGUGGAAAGUCAUCAAUAAAAAGUUUGGAAUAA
Molecule: messenger RNA, 2307 nt
Organism: Cryptosporidium muris RN66
Lineage: Eukaryota; Apicomplexa; Conoidasida; Eucoccidiorida; Cryptosporidiidae
Product: kinesin motor domain-containing protein
Exons: 1
Coding region: 1-2307 (768 amino acids)
Biological process (GO): microtubule-based movement
Molecular function (GO): microtubule binding; microtubule motor activity; ATP binding
Source: RefSeq, a predicted model, not a curated record